UGUUAUUUAUCCAUUCGUCUGCCUUUUUCUUCUGCUGCUACUCCUCUCUUUGCUCUUCUUUGGAUCUUAAGACGAUGAUAACCCUCUCGGCAUCGGCCCACGCCUUCAUCCUCCCCCGCAAUCCCAAGCUCCCUCUCUUCCCUUCGCCCUCCCUUCUCGUUCAAUCACUCCCCUCUUCCACACUUUCCCUCUUCUUCCCUCGAUGCCGCCGGCGCAGCCAGCGGUUCGGUCACCGGAACGGAGGUUCUCGCAGUGCCCACGUUACCGCCUCCCUUGGUGGGCUAGAGGGCGCCCAGCCCGUGGUCGAGGCCGCAUCCGUCCUCGCCGCGAUCAUCCUCGUCCACGAGGCCGGCCACUUCCUUGCCGCUACCCUCCAGGGCAUCCGCGUCAGCAAGUUCGCCGUCGGGUUUGGACCUGUGCUUGCCCGAUUCGUCGCCGGCGGUGUCGAGUACUCUCUCCGAGCCUUCCCCCUCGGCGGUUUCGUAGGGUUCCCCGACGACGAUCCCGACAGCGACAUACCUUCCGACGACGCCGACCUCCUCAAAAACCGCCCAGUUCUCGACCGUCUCAUUGUAGUCUCCGCCGGCGUCGUCGCCAACGUCGUCUUCGCGUACCUGAUCGUCUUCGCCCAGGUGCUCACCGUUGGGCUACCCGUGCAGGAGGCGCUGCCGGGGCUUCUUGUGCCCGAGGUCCGCACCGGAUCCGCUGCGGCUCGUGACGGACUACUUGCCGGCGACAUCAUACUUGAGGUCAACGGGGAGACUGCGCCCUCCCUCACGGAGCUCGUCGAGUACAUCAAGAUGAGCGCAGGCAAGAAAGUAGCAAUUAAGGUGGUGAGGCAAGGAGCUAAAGCUGUGGAACUCUCUGUAACUCCCGACGAGAGCGCGGAUGGGGCUGGGAGAAUCGGAGUACAACUGUCCCCAAAUUUUAAGCUUUCCAAGGUCCGGGCAAAGAAUUUAGCAGAGGCCACAAUGUUCGCUAGUAGAGAGUUCGUGGGAUUAGCCUCCACAGUGUUGGACGGCUUGAAGCAGACCUUCUUGAACUUCUCCCAGACCGCGAGCAAAGUCUCCGGCCCUGUUGCAAUAAUUGCAGUCGGCGCCGAGGUCGCGAGAUCGAGUUCCGACGGGCUGUUUCAGUUUGCUGCGGUGAUCAACCUUAAUCUUGCCGUGAUCAACCUUCUGCCAUUGCCCGCGCUCGAUGGCGGUUCCCUCGCGCUUAUUCUCUUGGAAGCCGCCAGAGGUGGGAGGAAGAUCCCAAGGGAGGUGGAACAGCGGAUUAUGUCGUCAGGGAUCUUGUUCGUCGUCAUGCUGGGACUCUUUCUCAUUGUUCGCGACACCUUAAACCUUGAUUUUAUUAAAGAGAUGUUGUGAUGUGAAUUUUCGUGGGUGUCCUCCAUGGUCCGUCCGUAUAGGAAGAAGCUUUAGUGAAUGAGAAGGUGGUGCUGAUAUUGUUCUGCUCAGGUAAACAAAAGGCUUCUUAGAAUGCUUCUCAUGCUUUACAAGGAAUUGACAGUCGCGUCUCGCUCAUUAUAUUGUAAAUUAGAUCAAAUUGUUUACAAAAAAUGAUAAUUUAUUCCAUGUUGACAAGAUCCCAUGCUUACUCUUUGCUACAUUCAGUCCAAAAAUUGUUAUCCUUC
Messenger RNA from Zingiber officinale, 1636 nucleotides. Its product is annotated as probable membrane metalloprotease ARASP2, chloroplastic. Gene Ontology annotation, cellular component: membrane. Bases 75 to 1370 code for a protein of 431 amino acids. NCBI's taxonomy places the organism in Eukaryota, Viridiplantae, Streptophyta, Magnoliopsida, Zingiberales, Zingiberaceae. Gene Ontology annotation, molecular function: metalloendopeptidase activity; protein binding. The record is from RefSeq and is a predicted model, not a curated record. Gene Ontology annotation, biological process: proteolysis. The transcript has a single exon.